AACCCUGCAAAGGAGUGUGGGAGAAUCAGACUCUGUGCAGAGCUGCCUGUCUUGCUGGGGCUGCUGUUGUUGUUGUUCUUGUUGAUGUUAUCGUUAGCCAAAAGACCACAAAUUGCUCAGAGCCCCAGAGAGUGGAGCUGGGUUUCAGAUCUCCUGCAAGCUCAAUCUCUCUGUUUUGAACUUUGCUUCUUGCAUUUUGUUUCUUUCAGGGUGUGUGGUGAGUGUGGAAGAUCCAGAAAAAAAGUACACUGGAUGGGAGCAUCUUGGCAGUGGGGGCUUUGGAUCUGUUUAUAAGGCCUUCGACACUGCCACAGGACAAGCGGUGGCUGUAAAGGAACUUUAUCUCCAGCACCAGGGCUGUGAGGGAAUAUUAAAAGAAAUCCUGCUCAUGAGAGAAAAUAAGAACGCCAAUAUUGUCAGCUACUUAGAAAGCUACCUUGUGGAUGAGGCUGUCCUGCUGGUGUUGGAAUAUAUGGAUGGAGGCUCCUUAGCUGAUGUGGUCACCGUGAGAAGGAUGGCUGUAGGACACAUAGCAACAGUGUGUCGGGAGUGCCUGCAAGGCCUGGCUUUCCUUCAUGCCAAGCAGGUGAUCCACAGAGACAUCAAAAGCGACAACAUCCUUCUGGGCCGGGAUGGCUCCGUCAGGCUGGGUGGGUAUUCCUGCUGA
This is a messenger RNA of Passer domesticus (house sparrow), 667 nucleotides long. Its product is annotated as serine/threonine-protein kinase PAK 1-like. The record is from RefSeq and is a predicted model, not a curated record. The coding region runs from base 389 to 667 and encodes 92 amino acids. Gene Ontology annotation, biological process: regulation of axonogenesis; intracellular signal transduction; regulation of actin cytoskeleton organization. Gene Ontology annotation, molecular function: protein serine/threonine kinase activity; ATP binding. Gene Ontology annotation, cellular component: cytoplasm. NCBI's taxonomy places the organism in Eukaryota, Metazoa, Chordata, Aves, Passeriformes, Passeridae. The transcript is spliced from 5 exons.